GCACUGAUGCUGCCUGCUGGGGAGUAGACAUCUGUGCAUCUGACUUGAUUUCUGUUUGCAGCUGAAGUUUGUAUUUACUUUUAUGUAUUGAAACUUUCUUUGAUUUCUCCCCCCUCCCCUCCAAGACCUCCGUUAUUGUCUCUUAUGCAGGCAGUAUAUUGAGUGUGAGCUCCUCAGGGGGUCCCCCAAUAAUGGAUAAGAUGCACACCUGCCCCAGCGCACAAUGGACUUUGCUUGUGUUUGUGGGGAUCAUGUAUUGUGCUGCUGCACGCGGAGCAGUGGGGUAUUACCCCAGGUUUUCCCCUUUCUUUUUCCUCUGCACCCAUCACGGAGAGCUGGAAGGAGAUGGGGAGCAGGGAGAGGUGCUCAUCUCCCUACACGUCGCAGGAAACCCAAGCUACUAUGUACCUGGACAAGAGUAUCAUGUGACUAUUUCAACAAGUACCUAUUUUGAUGGGCUUCUUGUGACUGGAUUAUACACCUCUACUAGCGUGCAGGCCACUCAAAGCAUUGCAGGCUCCAAGGCAUUUGGAUUUGGUAUUAUGUCUGAUCACCAGUUUGGCACCCAAUUCAUGUGCAGUGUUGUCGCUUCCCACGUAAGCCACUUGCCAACCACAAACCUGAGUUUUGUAUGGAUCGCCCCACCAGCAGGAACAGGAUGUGUCAACUUUAUGGCUACAGCGACACACAGGGGUCAAGUGAUAUUCAAGGAUGCCCUGGCACAGCAGCUAUGUGAGCACGGUGCUCCAACAGAAGCCCCUUUACGUCCAAAUUUAGCUGAAAUUCACAAAGAUGGUAUCAUUUUGAGAGACGACUUUGACUCCUUCAAGCAGGAACUUAAUCCAAACAUUUGGAUGCAGUGCAGGAACUGUGGGGUUGGAGAACAAUGUGGUGUGAUUAUGCAUGGCAGCGCUGUCACAUUCUGUGAUCCUUACGGGGAAAGAGAAUUGACAACAGUGAACCUUAACACAAGCACAGCAUCCAUUCUGCAGUUCUCUAUUGGCUCGGGAUCCUGUCGAUUCAGCUACUCAGAUCCUGGUAUUGUGGUGUCCUACACAAAAAAUAAUAAUUCAAGCUGGUCUGUUCUGGGAAGAAUCAGUGCACCUUCAAACGUUACGACAAUUAUCCACAUUAUCUACCUUCCCCAUGAAGCCAAGGGUGAGAAUGUGAAAUUUCGCUGGAAACAAGAGAACACUGUGGAUGGAGAUGUGUAUGAAGCCUGCUGGGCCUUGGACAACAUUCUGAUCAUUAAUGCCGCUCACAAACAAGUUGUGUUAGAAGACAAUUUAGAUCCAAUGGACACUGGGAACUGGCUCUUUUUUCCUGGAGCUACUGUCAAGCAUAGCUGUCAGUCGGAUGGCAAUGCCAUUUAUUUCCAUGGUACAGAAGGCAGUGAAUAUAACUUUGCUACCACACGAGAUGUAGAUCUCUCCACAGAAGACAUUCAGGAUCAGUGGUCUGAAGAGUUUGAAAGUCAUCCUGCUGGGUGGGAGAUUGUUGGAGCUGUCAUUGGUUCAGAAUGUGGAACAAUAGAAUCAGGCAUGUCUCUUGUUUUCCUGAAAGACGGGGAGAGAAAAUUAUGUACGCCAUACAUGGAUACCACGGGAUAUGGGAACCUUAGGUUUUAUUUUACUAUGGGGGGACUGUGUAAUCCAGGAGAAUCUCAUGACAACGAUGUCGUUCUAUAUGCACAAGUUGAUGGGAGGAAGGAACACAUUGUUAUGGAUACUCUGUCAUACUCCUCUUAUAAGGUUCCAUCGUUGGUUUCUGCUGUGAUAAACCCAGAACUACAGACUCCAGCCACAAAGUUUUGUCUGAAGCAAAGCAGCCAUAGAGGACAUAGCCUUAAUGUCUGGGCUGUCGAUUUCUUCCAUGUGCUUCCUGUCCUUCCUUCCACAGAAUCACAUAUGAUACAGUUUUCAAUUAAUCUAGGCUGUGGAUCUCAUCAACCAGGAAACAGUGUAAGUUUGGAGUUUUCAACUAACCACGGCCGUAGCUGGUCCCUGAUGCACUCUGAAUGUCUCCCUGAACUCUGCGCUGGUUCUCAUCUCCCUCACAGCACCAUCUACUCAUCAGAUAACUACAGCGGGUGGAGCCGAAUUACUAUUCCCCUACCCAACGCAGCUCUUACUCGUGACACAAGGAUACGGUGGAGGCAGAAUGGGCCAAUUAAAGGAAACAUGUGGGCUCUGGACAACAUUUACAUUGGACCAUCGUGCCUGAAAUUCUGCUCUGGCCGCGGACAGUGCACAAGGACUGGCUGCAAAUGUGAACCUGGUUUUUCUGGUCCGGCGUGUGAAAUGGCUUCUCAGAGCUACCCCAUCUUUAUAUCAGAAAGUUUCACUAGCUCCAGGCUUUCUUCAUACCAUAAUUUCUACUCUAUCCGUGGUGCUGAAGUCAGUUUUGGUUGUGGUGUGCUUGCAAGUGGCAAAGCUUUAAUUUUUAAUAAGGAUGGGAGGCGACAGCUCAUUACCGCUUUUCUUGACAGCUCCCAGUCAAAGUUUUUGCAAUUUACUCUGCGAAUUGGAAGCAAGUCUGUCCUUAGCACCUGCAAAGCACCUGACAAGCCUGGAGAAGGCAUCCUGCUUCACUAUUCACAUGACAAUGGCAUUACUUGGAAACUGCUGGAUCAUUAUUCUUAUCUCAACUAUCAUGAGCCAAGAAUUAUAUCAGUCCAACUUCCAGAGGAAGCAAAGCAGUUUGGCAUUCAAUUUAGAUGGUGGCAGCCAUAUCAUUCCGGCCAAGGUGAAGAUGUAUGGGCCAUUGAUGAGAUCAUCAUGACUUCAGUCCUCUUCAACAGCAUUAGCUUGGACUUCACCAACCUAGUAGAUGUCACUCAGUCACUUGGGUUCUACCUUGGAAAUGUACAGCCAUAUUGUGGACAUGACUGGACUCUAUGUUUUACUGGAGACUCUAAGCAAGCCUCAAGCACACGUUAUGUGGAGACACAGUCCAUGCAGAUUGGAGCUUCAUACAUGAUACAGUUCAACUUAGUGAUGGGAUGUGGAGAGCGCUUUACACAGCAUAUGGACAAUCAAGUCAAAUUAGAGUACUCUACAAACCAUGGUCUCACGUGGCACUUAGUCCAAGAGGAAUGUCUUCCAAGCAUGCCAAGCUGCCAGGAGUUCACAUCAUCUAGUAUUUACCAUUCAAGUGAAUUCACUCACUGGAGAAGGAUAACUUUGCCUUUGCCACAAAAAACCUGGUCUAGUGCGACGCGUUUCCGCUGGAGCCAGCGAUAUUACACAUCAGAAGAUGAGUGGGCUUUAGACAAUAUUUACAUUGGACAACAAUGUCCAAACAUGUGCAGCGGUCAUGGCUGGUGUGAUCAUGGCACUUGCCGGUGUGAUACCGGAUACCAAGGCUCGCAGUGUCUCCCUGAAACAUCCCUUCCAUCGACUGUAAUAUCAGACUUUGAAGGCUUGAAUGGCUGGGAAACCGACUGGCAGGAAGUGGUUGGAGGAGAGAUUGUUAAACCCGAACAAGGAUGUGGGGUCAUUUCAUCAGGGUCAUCUCUGUAUUUCUCCAAGGAUGGAAGAAGACAACUUGUUAGUUGGGACAUGGACACUACGUGGGUAGAUUUCAUUCAAUUUUAUAUCCAAAUUGGUGGAGACAGUUCUUCCUGUAAUAAGCCAGACAGCCGCGAAGAAGGUGUAUUACUUCAGUACAGUAACAAUGGAGGGAUCAACUGGCAUUUGAUGGCGGAAAUGUACUUUUCUGACUUCAGUACACCUAAGUUUGUGUAUCUUGAACUACCCAAUGCUGCAAGGACACCGUGCACAAGGUUCCGCUGGUGGCAGCCAGUGUUCUCAGGGGAAGGUUAUGAUCAGUGGGCUGUUGAUGAUGUCAUCAUUUUAUCAGAAAACCAAAAGCAGGUUAUACCUGUUACCUACCCAACACUGCCACAGAACUUCUAUGAGAAACCUGCUUUUGACUAUCCAAUGAACCAGUUGAGUGUGUGGCUAAUGCUGGCUAACGAAGGGAUGAUUAAAAAUGAAAGUUUCUGCACUCUUACUCCAUCUGCCAUGAUAUUUGGAAAAUCAGAUGGGGAUCGCUUUGCAGUGACCCGGGACCUCAUCUUAAAGCCUGGAUAUGUUUUGCAGUUCAAGCUGAUUGUAGGUUGCACCAAUGUGUUCAGCAAUACAACCCCAGUCCUCCUGCAGUACUCGCAUGAUGCCGGCUUGUCUUGGUCCUUGGUGAGCGGUGGUUGCUCUCCUGCAUCACAGGCCAUCAAAGACUAUGAAGGAGGUGCUGGGGAGCUAUGUGAGCCCACCACUUACUACAUCGGAGACUAUGAAGACUGGACAAGAAUAACCAUUGUCAUUCCAAGAUCAUUGGCUUCUAGUAAGACAAGAUUCCGCUGGAUACAGGAGACUAACGCUCAUAAAAAUGUUCCUGCUUUUGGCCUUGAUGGAGUCUAUAUAUCAGAACCGUGUCCCAGCUACUGUAACGGCCAUGGUGAUUGUGUUUCUGGAGUUUGCUUUUGUGAUCGGGGAUAUACAGCUGAACAUGGAACAUGCAUCUCAAACAGGCCUAACCCAAGUGAAAUGUUUGACAGAUUUGAAGGCAAACUUAACCACCUGUGGUAUAAAAUCUCUGGAGGUCAGGUGGGGGCUGGCUGCGGAGUGUUGAGCGAUGGCAAAUAUCUUUAUUUUAAUGGGCCUGGAAAAAGAGAGGCAAGGACGGCCGCUUUGGACACAACUAAUACCAGACUGGUCCAGUUUUACAUACAAAUUGGAAGUAAAAAUGGUGGCUCUUCUUGUCUCAAGCCAAGUGAAAGAAAUGAAGGCAUUGUUGUCCAAUAUACAAAUGACAAUGGGAUCAGUUGGAAUCUACUGCGGGAACUGGAUUUCAUGUCGUAUUUAGAGCCACAAAUAAUUUCUAUAGACUUACCCCAAGAUGCCAAAACCCCUGCUACUGCAUUCCGAUGGUGGCAGCCACAGAGAGGAGAACUGUCGGCACAAUGGGCCCUUGAUGAUGUCCUGAUUGGGAUGAAUGACAGUUCACGUUCUGGAUUUCAGGACAAGUUUGACGAUUCUGUAGAUCUGCAAGCCAACUGGUACAGAAUACAGGGUGGUCAGGUAGAUGUUGACUGCUUGUCUCGGGAUACUGCCCUUGUGUUCAGUGAGAGUACAGGGAAACCCCGCUAUGCUGAGACAUGGGACUUUCAUGUAAUGGCUUCCUCUUCUCUGCAAUUUGAGUUGAACAUGGGAUGCAGUAAGUCAUCUAGUGACUCUCACACGGUUCAGCUUCAGUACUCUCUGAAUAACGGAAGAGACUGGCAACAAGUUACAGAAGAAUGUGUACCACCUAGCAUUGGCUGUCUGCACUAUACAGAAAGCUCUGUGUACUCACCUGAAAGGUUCCAGAGCUGGAGAAGAAUUACUGUCUACCUUCCGCCUUCAACCGUAUCCCCAAGGACACGCUUCCGAUGGAUCCAAAAUAAUUAUGGCCAUGGAGGUGAUGCCUGGGCCAUUGAUAAUGUUGUACUUUCAUCAGGAUGUCCUUGGAUGUGUUCAGGCCACGGCAUAUGUGAUUCAGGCCGUUGUGUAUGUGAUCGGGGCUAUGGAGGCCCAUAUUGCGUCCCUAUUGUUCCUUUACCCUCCAUUCUGAAAGAUGAUUUCAAUAGUAACCUUCAUAUUGACCUCUGGCCUGAGGUGUACGGGGCAGAGAGAGGAAACCUGAAUGGAGAAACCAUGAAAUCAGGAACCGUGCUGAUCUUUAAAGGGGAAGGAUUACGGAUGAUUAUCUCAAGAGAUCUCGACUGUGUGCAUGCAUUAUACAUUCAAUUCUCAUUUAAAUUUAUUACAAAAGGCACCCCAGAGAGGUCCCACUCGAUUCUCCUCCAGUACUCAGUCAGUGGAGGAAUUACAUGGCACCUGAUGGAUGAAUUCUAUUUUACCCAAACCACAGAUGUAUUAUUUGUCAGUGUUCCUUUGCCACAUGCAGCACAAGCCAAUGCUACGCGAUUCAGACUUUGGCAACCUUACCAUAAUGGUAAAAAAGAUGAGAUAUGGAUUAUAGAAGACUUUGUCAUUGACGGCAAUGCCUUUAAUGAUCCUGCAAUCCUUUUGGAUACAUUUGAUCUUGGCCCAAAGGAAGAUAACUGGAUUUUCUAUCCUGGUGGCAAUAUUGGUCUCUAUUGCCCCUACUCUUCAAAGGGAGCACCGGAGGAAGAUUCAGCAAUGGUAUUUGUUUCAAAUGAAGUUGGAGAACAUUCCAUCACCACAAGGGAUCUGUAUGUUGAUGAGAACACCAUUCUCCAGUUUGAGAUCAAUGUAGGGUGCACAACUGACAGCUCUUCUGCUGAUCCAGUGAGGCUGGAAUUCUCGCGGGAUUUUGGUGCUACUUGGCACCUGCUUCUCCCCCUGUGCUACAGCAGCAGUCACAUCAGCUCCCUGUGCAACACCGAGCACCAUCCCAGUAGCACAUAUUAUGCUGGGACCAUGCAAGGAUGGAGAAGGGAAGUUAUCAGCUUUGGGAAACUCCACCUCUGUGGUUCUGUUCGAUUUAGGUGGUACCAAGGAUUUUACCCAACCAUGAUGCAGCCGGUCACAUGGGCCAUUGAUAAUGUAUAUAUUGGGCCCCAGUGCGAAGAGAUGUGUAAUGGCCAUGGAAGUUGUGUCAAUGGGACCAAAUGUAUCUGUGACCCAGGCUAUUCCGGUCCAACAUGUAAAAUCAGCACUAAGAACCCAGACUUUCUAAAGGAUGAUUUUGAAGGCCAGUUAGAAUCUGAUAGAUUUCUUUUGGUCAGCGGUGGAAAGCCCUCUAGGAAAUGUGGAAUUUUAUCCAGUGGAAAUAACCUGUUUUUCAAUGAAGAAGGUUUGAGAAUGCUCAUGACUCGAGACCUGGAUUUAUCCCUAGCAAGAUUUGUGCAGUUUUUCAUGCGGUUAGGCUGUGGAAAAGCAGUUCCAGACCCCAGAAGUCAGCCUGUCCUUCUGCAGUACUCACUGGAUGGAGGGCUGUCGUGGAGCGUUCUGCAGGAGUUUCUCUUCAGCAACUCCAGUAAUGUGGGCCGCUACGUUGCACUGGAAAUCCCAUUGAAGGCACGUUCAGGUUCUACCCGCCUCCGCUGGUGGCAGCCAUCUGAGAAUGGGCAUUUCUACAGCCCUUGGGUCAUUGAUCAAAUCCUUAUUGGUGGGAAUAUCUCUGGAAACACAGUUUUGGAAGAUGACUUUACAAGUCUAGACUAUCGAAAGUGGCUUCUCCAUCCAGGUGGCACUAAAAUGUCAGUGUGUGGAUCUACUGGCGAUGCCCUGGUCUUCAUAGAGAAGGCUAGCACUCGUUACGUGGUGACCACAGACAUUGUUGUAAAUGAGGACUCGUACAUACAGAUGGAUUUUGCUGCAUCUUGCUCUGUUACUGACUCAUGUUAUGCCAUUGAAUUGGAAUAUUCAGUGGAUCUAGGACUGUCAUGGAAUCCAGUUCUUAAAGAUUGCCUACCAACCAAUGUGGAAUGCAAUAAAUAUCAACUUCAGAGGGUCCUUGUAUCUGACACCUUUAACAAGUGGACCAGGUUCACCUUGCCUCUGCCUCCAUACACCAGAUCUCAAGCUACUCGAUUCCGAUGGAACCAACCAUCUCCUUUUGAAAAGCAGCAAACCUGGGCUAUUGACAAUGUUUACAUUGGAGAUGGAUGUGUGGACAUGUGCAGUGGCCAUGGGCGAUGUGUACAAGGGAACUGUGUGUGUGAUGACUACUGGGGUGGCAUGUACUGCGAUGAGCCAGAGGUGUUUCUACCAACUCAACUGAAGGACAUGUUUAACCGAGCUCCGGCCAGCCAGAACUGGCUGACUGUAAAUGGUGGGAAGCUCAGCACCGUGUGUGGGGCUGUAGCUUCAGGGAUGGCUCUUCAUUUCAGUGGGGGAUGUACCCGUAUGUUAGUCUCUGUGGACCUGAAUCUCACCAGCGCCGAAUUUAUUCAAUUUUAUUUCAUGUAUGGUUGUCUGAUAACCCCUCACAGCCGAAACCAAGGUGUUCUCCUAGAGUUUUCUGUGAAUGGAGGCAUUAGUUGGCACCUUCUAAUGGAAAUUUUCUAUGAAGAUUACAGGAAGCCAGGAUUUGUGAACAUUUUGUUGCCAGCUAGUGCUAAAACUGUGGGGACCAGAUUCCGUUGGUGGCAGCCCAAACACGAUGGGUUGGAGCAGAAUGACUGGGCCAUUGACAAUGUAUUGGUAUCUGGCUCUGCAGAUCAGAGCACAGUAAUGUUAGAUACAUUCAGCGGGGCCCUACUUCCACAACACGAGCGCACACCUGCUGAUGCAGGACCCACAGGAAGGAUAUCGUUUGAGAUUUUUGGUGAAGAGAGAACUUCAGUAAGCGAACACUGGCUGUUCCACGAUGACUGCAGUAUAGAGAGAUUCUGCGAUUCUUCAGAUGGAGUUAUGAUUUGCGGAAGCCAUGAUGGGCGGGAAGUGAAUACAGUUACUCACGAUCUUACACCUGCAGAAGGCUGGAUCAUGCAGUUCAAAAUCGCCGUUGGCUGCCGGAACCCAGAGAAGAUUGUGCAGAACCAAGUGCAUAUAGAGUACUCCACUGAUUUUGGUGUGAGCUGGAGUUACUUAGUGCCACAAUGCUUACCUGCUGAUCCAAAGUGCUCUGGUGGUGUGUCACAGCCAUCCGUUUUCUUUCCAGCUAAAGGGUGGAAAAGAGUCAUCUAUCCGCUUCCUUAUAACCUUAUUGGCAAUUCUGUCAGAUUUAGGUUUUACCAGAAGUAUUCAGAUAUGCAGUGGGCAAUAGACAACUUCUACAUUGGACCAGGGUGUUUAGACAAUUGUAAGGGACAUGGAGAUUGCUUGAAGGAGCAAUGUAUCUGUGAUCCAGGAUACUCUGGCCCCAACUGUUACCUCUCACAAGCUCUGAAGACAUUUCUGAAGGAACGUUUUGACAGUGAGGAAAUGAAAUCAGAUUCCUGGCUAUCCACGGAAGGAGGAAAGACAUGUACGGAGUGUGGGGUUUUGGCAGAAGAUACAGCUUUAUAUUUUGGGUCAGCUGCGGUGAGGCAAACAGUAACUCAGGAUCUGGAUCUCAGAGGUGCAAAGUUUGUGCAGUAUUGGGCAAGAAUUGGCAGCGAGAACAUGACAUCGUGUCGCAGACCCACAUGCAGAAAAGAAGGCGUCCUGUUGGAUUAUUCUAUUGAUGGAGGAAUUACAUGGACAUUGCUUCAUGAAUUGGAUUACCAAAAAUACAUGUCAGUCCGAUAUGAUUACAUUCUUCUGCCAGAACAUGCACAGACUAAUACAACACGAUUUCGCUGGUGGCAGCCAUUUACAGUCAGCAACGGCCUAGUCGUUACAGGCCAGGAUCGCUCUCAGUGGGCCCUUGAUAAUAUCUUAAUUGGUGGAGCUGAGAUCAAUCCUAGUCAACUUGUAGACACCUUUGAUGAUGAGGGUACUUCCCAUGAUGAACACUGGAGCUUUUUUCCUAAUGCUGUAAGAACUGCUGGCUUCUGUGGAAACCCAUCAUUUCACCUUUACUGGCCCAACAAAAAGAAAGACAAGACGCAUAAUAUACUGUCCUCAAGAGAGCUGAUUAUCCAGCCAGGUUACAUGAUGCAGUUCAAGAUUGUGGUUGGAUGUGAUGUCAACUCAUGUGUAGAUCUUCACUCUGUAAUGCUUGAAUAUAGCAAGGAUGCCAGGACAGACUCAUGGCAGUUGGUGCAGACCCAGUGUCUUCCUUCUUCCACCAAUAGUAUUGGCUGCUCUCCAUUUCAGUUCCAUGAAGCCACCAUCUAUAACUCUGUCAAUAGCUCGGUUUGGAAAAGAGUAACAUUGCAGCUUCCAGAUUACGUAUCGUCAAGUGCAACACAGUUCCGCUGGAUUCAGAAAGGCGAUGAGGCGGAAAAACAGAGUUGGGCGGUUGACCAUGUAUAUAUUGGAGAAGCUUGUCCUAAGCUCUGCAGUGGACACGGAUACUGUACAACAGGAACUGUUUGUAUUUGUGACGAGGGGUACCAAGGUGAUGACUGCUCCAUAUUUAACCAUGACCUCCCAAGUUACAUCAAAGACAACUUUGAAUCUGAAAAAGUAACAGAAAUAAAUUGGGAAAAUAUUCAAGGAGGUGUAAUAGGAAAUGGAUGUGGACAGCUGGCUCCCUAUGCACACGGAGACUCACUUUAUUUCAAUGGAUGCCAGAUCAGACAAGCCAUAACGAAACCACUAGAUCUUACUCGAGCCAGCAAAAUUAUGUUUGUCCUUCAAAUUGGAAGCAUUGCACAGACCGAGAGCUGCAAUACCAACCUCAGUGACUCGAACACAGUAGAUAAGGCUGUGUUGUUACAAUAUAGCGUCAAUAAUGGGAUCACAUGGCAAGUCAUUGCCCAGCACCAGCCAAAAGACUUUAUACAGGCCCAGCGAGUAUCUUACAACAUCCCACUGGAAGCGCGAGUGAAAGGAGUCUUACUACGUUGGUGGCAACCACGGCACGGUGGAACAGGUCAUGAUCAAUGGGCUUUGGAUCAUGUAGAGGUUGUACUCACACGCAAACAAAAUUACAUGAUGAAUUUUUCACGGCAACAUGGGCUCAGGCAUUUCUACAACAGAAGACGAAGGUCUCUGAGACGAUACCCAUGAGGAAUUAAAAUAUGUCUAUCCCUUCUCAUCAUGUGAUGUGUCGCUUUUCAUUCUAUACAAUCAAAACACCGCAUCUGGUAUCAAGACUUUCCUGUAAUUGGCUCGAAUAACGAAGAGCCAAGUCUAAGACUGACCAUGCACCACUUUUCACACUGUGAACUAAUGAGAAGUGACUUCUUUUCUCAUCGGUAAAUGUUAUAAUGUUGAUGUGUCCGUGGAAAAUGUGAUCUGUUGUAAUAUCAGUUUAAUCGGCAGUAUUGAAACUAAGCAAUGUAUUCUGUUUAACGUGAAAACAUCAUAGAGCACAAGGACGUUGAAUCUUUAAAAUGAUUAAAAGUGCAGUAUUUACAGUAUUUAAACAACCUUUUUGCCACUGAAAUAUUUAAGUGCAGUGUUUUUCAUCUAUGUAUCAUAUUUUAUAAGAUUAAAUUAUCAUGUUUUUGUCUUUUUAUGUACUCUCAAACAUCACGUGCCAACAGUGCCCCAACUUGUCAUGUAGCUGUACAAUUUCCCGCGUGUAGUUCGGCUUCCUGAAUGUACAUGUUGGGUAGUACAUACAAUCUACGUAAUGAAGCUGAAGGUGCACUCACUUUUGAAGACACGUGUAUCUUGCAGUCGCAUGGACAUGCUACUAGGAAAGUAAUGUUACAUUUGUGACUAGGCUUAUGUGACCUCAAAAGAUCUCCCCAAUGAAAAGUUGUGAAUAGUUCCCAAACCAAUUACCAGUUUGAAAGUAACAAGUGUUCUAGUUUUUGAAGGUGAAUAAACCUGACAGUACCUGCCUCGUGGUGUCUGUGGCAUUUGGAGCGCAUUGUACUCAGUGACUGUUUUCAUUGUGUUCCCGUUUGUGAUUUGUUUUUAUUGCAGGUCAGUGUAUAUUCUGCUUAUGUACCUACACCAGCAACAGUAGCAAGGCAAAGGAUCCCUUGAUAUCAGGCUUUGUUAGAAAUGUUUUACUGUAUUAUAAGUUCACAAACAUAACUCCAUGAUAAACCGAACUAAAGCCAUGUUUACAUGUCUAAAUGCAGUUCUCACAUGAACAAUAAUUGACCUCCAGUCUUGUGGACUCUAAUCUGUACAUACCAUUGACCUCCUUGAACAUAUUAACUGCAACUGUCGCCAUUGUCAUGGAUCUCCUUUUAUCUGAUUAACUGUUAUAAUGACGUUAUGGCAGAAAUAAACUGUUCUGAAUGUU
This is a messenger RNA of Spea bombifrons (plains spadefoot toad), 11766 nucleotides long. It is a transcript of the gene RELN, whose product is annotated as reelin. Bases 192 to 10571 code for a protein of 3459 amino acids. Gene Ontology annotation, molecular function: lipoprotein particle receptor binding. The record is from RefSeq and is a predicted model, not a curated record. The transcript has 64 exons. Gene Ontology annotation, biological process: neuron migration; central nervous system development. NCBI's taxonomy places the organism in Eukaryota, Metazoa, Chordata, Amphibia, Anura, Pelobatidae.